Molecule: messenger RNA, 924 nt
Organism: Dromiciops gliroides (monito del monte)
Lineage: Eukaryota; Metazoa; Chordata; Mammalia; Microbiotheria; Microbiotheriidae
Product: taste receptor type 2 member 7-like
Exons: 1
Coding region: 1-924 (307 amino acids)
Biological process (GO): detection of chemical stimulus involved in sensory perception of bitter taste; sensory perception of taste; G protein-coupled receptor signaling pathway
Cellular component (GO): membrane
Molecular function (GO): bitter taste receptor activity; G protein-coupled receptor activity
Source: RefSeq, a predicted model, not a curated record
AUGACAAAUGUACUGGAAAAUAUAUGUCUGAUUGUGAUUGCUGUGGAAGCUAUAGUGGGGAUUUGGAUCAAUGGAUUCAUUGGCCUGGUGAAGUGCAUAGACUGGGCAAAGAGCAGAAAGCUAUCAUUGGUGGAUUUCAUCCUCAUGAGUCUGGCCUUCUCGAGAAUGUGCCUUCUGUGGAUCAUGCUAGUUGAUGGAGUGAUGAGGGUCCUUUACAGGGACAGCUAUAUCACCAGUGAAAACAUGAAGAUUACCGGGCACUUGUGGGUCAUGACCAACAACUCCAGUGUCUCCUUUGUCACCUGCCUCAAUGCCUACUAUUUCCUAAAGAUUGCCCACUUCUCCCACCCCGUCUUCCUCUGGCUCAAGUGGAGAAUUAACAGGGUGGUCUUCACGACCUUGCUGGGGUCCUUGAUAAUAUACUUAUUCCUGACUCUUCCCAUCAGGGAGAAAUUCAAGGAUGAUUUGAUCGGGAACAUGGAAAGAAAAGAGAAGAACCACACCAAGCCUUUCCAAAUGAAGAGGUUCCAAUUCAUAGUAGCACACAUUCUCCUCUACCUUGGGCCUCUCAUCCUCUUGAUUAUAACUAUGAUUUCCUGUUUCCUACUUAUCUUGUCCCUCUGGAGACAUACCUGGCAGAUGCAGCUCAAUGCCACAGGAUCCAGGGAUCCCAGCACAGAAGCCCAUAGAAGAGUCAUUAAGUGGAUGGUCUUCUUGCUCUUCCUUGUCCUUCUCUACCACUUGGGCAUAUCCAUAACCAUCUUAAGCUCCUCUAUGCUGGAAGAAAUCCUGGGAAUUGCCAUGGCAGGCCUCUAUCCCUCAAGCCACUCUCUCAUCCUGAUUCUGGAAAACAGCAAGCUGAGGCGGGCAUCCCUGUGGGUGUGGAAGCAAGCCCUGUUCUGCUGCAGAGGAGGGAAAGCUUAG